Molecule: messenger RNA, 5399 nt
Organism: Pollicipes pollicipes
Lineage: Eukaryota; Metazoa; Arthropoda; Thecostraca; Pollicipedomorpha; Pollicipedidae
Product: galactosylgalactosylxylosylprotein 3-beta-glucuronosyltransferase P
Exons: 7
Coding region: 154-2043 (629 amino acids)
Biological process (GO): chondroitin sulfate proteoglycan biosynthetic process; carbohydrate metabolic process
Cellular component (GO): Golgi membrane
Molecular function (GO): galactosylgalactosylxylosylprotein 3-beta-glucuronosyltransferase activity
Source: RefSeq, a predicted model, not a curated record
GGCUGGUCGGUGCUGGGUCGUUCUGAGUGCGAUGAUCGGUACCUUCCCACAACGUUACUUUGUGUGUACUUGACAAACAAGUAUUUUGUUUGUGUCUUGUGAUUUCACUCGAGCUGCAGCAUUUCAUCUGGUUGGUCACUUGCAGACCUGUGUAUGACAAGAUGGUCGUCAAGAAACAAGCAGAAGUUAAACUUCUUUGGUUGGUGCCGUACUUUCUGCAGUAGGAGGAAGUUGUACUUCCUUAGCUGCAUGCUGUUAAGGAUGAUGCUGCGUGGCCGGAAGCUGCACGUGGUCUGCUUGCUGGCGCUGCUCAGCGUUCUGCUGCUGGCCGUGUACCAGGUGCGGCCGCAGCUGUACGUCUACAGCACCGAACCGCUUUCGACCGACGGCGUGCCAGAGAUGCGGAUGGCGCCGAUCCUGGCCUGCCCACCGGUGCUGGUCGAGUCGGUGCAGCGGCCUCGGCCGGCGACCGCGUCCGCCCUGCAGCGGGUGUACGUCAUCACGCCCACCUACCCGCGCGCCGUCCAGGUGCCCGAGAUGACGCGCCUGGCGCAGACCCUCAUGCUGACCUCCAACGUGUUCUGGGUGGUGACCGAGGACGCGCCGGUGCUCACGCCGGCCAUCACUGAGAUCCUGCAGCGCUCCGGACUGCCGCACGUCCAUCUUCUCGGUUUGAAGCCCGAAAAAUAUUCUCGCAAGGACUUUAAGGGUCCAGUUCCAAGAGGCGUAUCCAACCGCAUGGCGGCGAUUGAAUGGCUGCGGAAAAACGCCGAAAGGGGGGUCUUCUACUUCGCUGAUGACGACAACACUUACGACUACCGCCUAUUUGAAGAGCUCGCCAAGACGAAGCGCGCCUCGGCCUUCCCCGUGGGUCUGGUGACCCAGUUCGGCCUGAGCACGCCGGUCGUAGAAAACGGAGUCCUCACUGGCUUCUACGACGGCUGGACAGGCGGUCGCACCUUCCCUAUGGACAUGGCCGGUUUUGCAGUCAGCGUGGAGGUGCUGCUGCAGCAUCCAAAGGCGGCCAUGCCGUUCAAGGCGGGUUAUGAGGAGGACGGUUUCCUGAAAUCGCUCGGUCUGAAGAAAGAGGAUCUGGAGCCGCUGGCUGACAACUGCACCAAGAUCAUGGUGUGGCAUACGCAGACCAAGCAACCGAGGGUGCCGUUCUCCACCGUCAACCUGCAGAAGUACCGCAACACCAACCUGGAAGUACUGCGACACGUGGUCAAUCCCAAGCCCAGUUCCUGGCGCUCCCCGCCGGCACCCGUGCGGCGACCGGCGCCUCCCGUCCGGCCCAGUGUCGCCAUCCUGACCACUUCCGGCCCUCGUCCGAGUCGCCCCGGCACCGCCACCGUGCGGCGGACUUGGCUGCCCGCCCGGCCUGUGCUCCGGCCCGACCCCGCCGGACGCCGGACGAACACUUCGCGCGGCUCUCGGCGCCCCCUGGUGACCUGGCCCGGCUUCACGCGGAUGAGGUCAGCCAGCCCUGGCAGCAGGACUGCCCCCGGACCGGCCCUGGCCCGGCCGGCGACGCCGGCUCAACCAAAACGGCGCCGGCGGCCGACGACGUCCCAUUCUCAGCCGGACUUCUCAGCCGGCAGCGUCAGCUCUGUCUCGGCAGUGGAGACGGGCGUCGCCGCAGGCGUCAAACGCGCUCUCAGCGUCCUGCCGACGCCUCAGCUCGCGGCUGGCACCCGUGGCAUUACGCCGCAGCGUGGAGCAGGCCCACCUGACGCGAUCGGCGCCGUCUUGACGGACCUCACCGCAGUGCAGACCAGGCCGGAGGACAGCCUGAGCCACGGCUCUCCGCGGCCGUUGCAACAGCCGCAGGCGCCGGCGAGCGGACCGCCGACCGGGCUGGAGCCAACGACCGUGGAUGAGAUGACGGCCGGUGACAGGCCCGGAGCCACGUCGGUGCGGGCUGUGGACGGUAGCGGCUCCGACGACGGCCACUCCGCCCCACAGUUGCCUGCUGUGGCGUUAGCGCUCGCCCGCAGCACCUCCACACCCGGCGCGGUGCUGUUUGAAGAUGAGAUGUUCUAACGGCGCCGUGAACUGGUAGGCGCUGACAACGUGAAACUCUGCGGAUUUAGCCGGAGAGGACAGGCUCGUCGUAGUCCGGGACACCUUAAAAACGACUGCGUCACGUGCACUAAAAUGUGCAGGCUUAAUUGCCUUGCGGUUGAAUCAACAUGAUGUCUAGUUUUCGUUUGACCUUUGUAAUGCUUAGUUGACGUCAUGGUAUCAGCGAAGAGGUUAAGUUUUUGUGACGUUUUGCUUUCAUUUGGUCAUGACAACGUUCAGCCGGCGUCAUGUUAUCAAGGUAGGCAUUCAUGGGUGCUGCAUGGCCAUUUGUAUUUGACGUGUCCUUAAACUCCAACCCACCAACCACCAAGGAAAGCAGUCAUAGCAGUAAAUGGGCCCGCCGUCUACACCAUCACUCGGCGCCAUUUGCAUUUGUCAUUUGCUUUGCAGAUGUCAUCACGGACAGUUCCUGGAACCCUCAGUACUACGCGAGUAUUUCGUGGCCUACGACACUAACUGAUGUACAGCACCCAGCAUCAAAUAAUUGUCCAGUAUUGAGCCAGGCGGUUUGGCUCGCAUAUUGACCGUUGGGACCCCGCAGCUCAACACGCUGGUUUGGAAUGCCACCUGCCGCUGGCUUGGCAGCGACUGUACGUGCUGUGGCACGGCGGUUUAUGAACCGCCGUAUGACGCGUGAUGUUUGUGCCAGGACUCGGCUCUGGGAAGUGCUCAGCGGGUUGGCGGUGCAGUGUGCAUCGCCCGUUCAAAGGUCGAUGGCAUCACUGAACGCAGGAUUGUUCCGCUCAGACUGGCUACAUACAAUGAGCAUCUCCGGCUAUCUCUCAAGAAUGGCUAUUUUUGUCGCCGAAACUUUCUUCCAACCUGCAGUGAUUACUUCGCUUCAUGCGAUGUGUUGGAGGUUCCGUCGCGGUUGGUGUGCUCAUGCUUGAGCUCACGCCCGUGUUGAUGUGUCAUAUAAUAAUAGCCCGUAGUUCCGUAGAUGCAUUCCCCUGGCGCAGACGGCAAACCGGCUUGACCAAUACAGGCCACAAAGCAAGCAGCGGUGACUCUCGCACGCGCGACACCCCUCGACAGCAGUGGGAAGACUUAUCACGUUUUCCCUGCUGCAUUUCGAGGUUGGCGAUCCGACGGUGAUGUGAAGCGGUGGUUUGCCUGCCUGUUGUUGUCAGGUCCCCAGGGCCGCCGCCGCCGCCCGCGACUUUCGGAGGCGGGCAGGACUCGGAGGAGUGCAGGGGCCCAACCGGGGCGAUCUCGCACCCGAGACGAAUACUUGAUGUUGGAUCAGCAGACCGGACAGUCUCGCAAAAACUCGCAGGCCGGGUGGGCAGAGGGCGGUUUUUCCCCGACGGGAGACCUCAGGGUCGCAUCGGCGCGGCCAUGGAAUGGAGGGGUCGCCGAGUCUAGAGGCAUCGAAGUUAGCCUGUCCACCGUGUCAGCUGCGGCAGCCGUUCGGCCUCGUGGAUCAGUGGCAGCGUGCUCCACUGGCAGUCUCCGCUGGCCAGAGGGCUGCCCUGAAGGUCCGGUUUGGUCUACAGUCUGGAGUGCGCUGUGCGGUGUUUGUUAGCAAACAUGUGUUUUCCGGCAUACAACAGCGCGUCCUUAGUCCUGCCUGCCUAGUGCGCUUUUAUGUGUUAAGAGAUGACGCUGAGUAAGCGUGCUCAGUCAACGUCUGCAGUAUGCAAUGGUUUCGGGUGCGUUGGUUGGUGAAAGCGCCGGAGAUGACGGAGCUAAUAUGACAGAUUUGUCGGAAUCAUUGGUUUUAACUCUACCUGUCGUUGGUUUACCGGACAUGAAGUCCAUGGGCAUGCGAACUACAAAUUCCAAGAAUCGCCAAUUCUUUAACAAAGUGGAUUGUUGCCUGCUACGCUCUUUUUCCUUUUUUGUCUAUCAGGUACCCGCGGCCACUCCUGGUUACGCACUACGCCAGAUGCAGCUGUGUCCUCGUCCCCGUUGAUAACACGAGCAGGCAGAUUGGUUGUCUGGACACGCUCAAGCUCAGUCGCAGGGCGUGGGGGACAGCACACCUGUCGUUUUCACCGCGGGAGCUCCCAUAAAGUCAGAGGAGGGGACAUGACGUGUUAAGAACCAUUUGGUUCGAGCAAAACCAUGCGGCUAAUGUUUCACCUUCUUGUAUCAUCAGGUAGAGGGGCAAACAUUCCUCCGGGCUUCCACACCCUUGUCUCUGUGUGAAUCCGAUAACAGAACUGUUUGGGUGCGAAAUAGGCUCGUGGUGUGGGCGGGUCCACCCUGGUCGCGCUAGAUACCACGUAGAUGCAUCGAUACCAAGUUAACAGCAUCGCCGUACAAGACGGCGAUAGCACACAGCUGUCAUGUGGUCAUGAGCCCGAUCGUACCCAUUUGCCGCACUCCUGAUACACGACCCACUAGUAGUGUCCGCACAUAUCAGCACACCGGGGUACGUGCCCUCUCGUACCAUGUUAAUGAUGUGCGGUCUUAUGUUUGUAACGAGAUUUUAGCGGUUAAAGUUUUUUGGUAGACACACAUAUAAGAGCAGCGAGAACGAGCGACGGUAUUUGCGUCACGUAAUAUAUUGCGCACGUCUGCGGUCCUCUCAACUCGGUUUUCGGAUUUGAAACUGCACCCCAUGUGUGAAAUCCUGUGUGCCUCUGCUUUCCCUCUGCCAAAUGUCUUCGCAAUGGAGCGUAAGCUCCGGUCAACCAAUGAAAAAGGCACUCCUGUUUCUCUUUCGCGUGCAGCAGCAGACCCAACGAACGGUUUCUCCCCAGAUUUGGCCCAUUUUUCUUGCAAAAUUAGGAGGCUAGAGCUGAAGUUGGGCAUGAGCAGGACACUAUAACCCCGCAUGUGACCGCCUCUAGCCACGUAUGGCAAGAUCAGCGAUCAGCGAAACUGUACAGCACGUUGAAAGACAAUUUUGCGACUCAAGCAGGCCGUACCGGGUCGCUUCACAGCCAAAUAUGUGUGCUGGUGGUCACAAUGCCGUUGGGACAUUGUGUUAUAAUACUGUGCGUCGCUUGGUGCCAGCCCCGACAACGCCCUGAGUGACUUGGAGAGGACCUGCUUUCGUACCAUGCUCCUUGCCAGGAGAUAUCAAUGCAACAUUUCACAAAUCUGAAUUGCCAUUGCAAGCAAAGCCUGGUCGGAUGGCGUGCAGCAAGUACGCUGUUGGAACUGGACGAUUCCAUUACGAAUAUUUCAAGCCCGAAUGGAGACUGCGGACCUUGGGAAGGGGCUGACACGAAGCCGUUAGGGUAAAACGAUCCCAGAAAUAAACAACUAAAACCGCCACCUGCCUGAAUCCUCCAGCGCGUUUCUGAAGAUCACUAACUCUUGUUUUGCCGUCUUAACAUUUAUUUUGUUUGAGUUAAGCCUGC